GUCUUUCCUUUAAUGUGAGAUGGCCAUGGUAAACAUAGAGGCAAUAUAUCAAGUGUCAUUUGUCGACCAGCUAUACACAACGUAUCUGGAAAUCACCAGCAAUACGGAAACCUCCCGCAGAGAUGCGAUACAAGGCGACAAAAUUGAAGGCCUAGUUGCUGAGCAUGGGCAAGUCUUUGCCAUGUUGUUGUCAAAAUUUGCGUUACCGAAGGUAGACAGAGUUCCACCAAGGAGCAAGGUCAAGGGAAAGCAGCCUCAUACGAGAAAGAUUAGAAGAUUUCAAUCCUCAGAGUUCUCACUGAUGAUUGGUGAGAAACACUCAAGAGACUUCCUGUUGACCGGACAGACUUUGCUUCGUCAAGGAAAGAGAAAGGAAGCUGUCGCCUUUUUUCAACAAGCAGUUAAGUAUUCCGCGGCAUACCAGCUAACUCAGGGUUAUCCUAAUGGAUGGAUGGCACGCCUGUACAACACAAUCCUUAAAAUACGCUUGGAAAGACACGGGUUUGGAAGUUACAAUGAUUUGAGCAAUUAUUUGGAGGAACUCGUUGAAGUUACUGAAAGGAGAAGUGCAAAUGAUAUCUCCGAAGAUGCACCGGUAGUAACAACGGAUUGUGAUCUCACCUUGAAGCUAGUGCUGACAUUCCUUAUUAUGUUGUCCGUUGAGCUGGAUGCGAUCGAAAUCACAUUUGCAGCGUAUGAUCUGUAUUCUAAACUUUUUCAAGACAACGAAAGCAAGUUUUUUUUCCUUAACGACCAGGUUCAAGUUUAUGCAUCCAGAAUUUUAAUGACCUGCAACGGAAAAACAGCUUCACAAGACAUCCUCCUGGUCUCUGCUGUUAGUUUGAAUGAUAACGAAGCCGACCGAUCAAAAACUGACAAGCAGCUAUUCAGAAGCGUAGCCUCUAGGAGAAAUGUGCCAACCAAUGGUUUUCUUAUCACUUUGAUGUCAUCCACUUUUCGGGAUAUCGGCGAGUUGCAGGAACUAGAAAGGGAGAUAUCUCUUUCACUCCACGAGUGUUUUCGACUGAAAUGUUUUGGAUCUGGUGCUGACAGUACCACUCGAGUUAUUGUAGAUUUAACUUCAAAGGCUAACACAACCAACCCCAUGAUGAGAUGUAAUCGUAUUUCUCUUUUGUCUCUGUGUCUAUCGGAUGAGUUACUCACUGAAACACAUCACGAGGGAAAUCUUUGUCAAAUAUCUAGUACCGCUUGUCAGAAGAUCACAAGGUCAACCUUUCAAGACGAGCAGACUACGAAGUUCAUGUACAGCCAAACUGUUCUCGGUGUUCUAGAAAAUUACCGGUCGAAGAUUUGUUCUUUGUCAGUUCAGGGUCAGUGCCUCCGUUUGACGAUCAGAGAGCCUGUAAAGGCCUGCUUGGUAUUGCAGAACCAUGGAAGAUGCAUCCAGCAAGUAUUCCAGCUGGUUAAAACUACUUCGCGAGAGGAAUCAAGUGUUAGAGGACCUCCUGGACAUAUGUACAGGGAAGAAGAAGACAUUGCGAAUGAAAUUGAUGAAUUUUCCAUGGCAGACAUGCAUAUGAAUCUCUUGGCAAAACAAUAUCAAGUGCCAUGUCAGACAAACGUUUUGUACUACCACGACCCUUUGGAUAAUACUGGAUCGAGUGUUAAAGCAGAUGAUUACAUUCCAGAGUGUCUAUCAGGAGUGACCGAGAUAUCAAAACAGUUAAAACAGUUUUGUCGGCUUAGAAGAGAUGAAUUUGAAGGUGACCAUUAUGCCAUGGUGGUGGAUGCAAAUGAUCCAGAAGACUGUUCGUCCGAUUUGAAAUGCAGUCAGUUGCACGAUGGACUCUUUGAAAGAGAUUUUCAAUCAGCAACUUUUCCCCCAAAGAGAGACAUUCGAAGCCAAAGUUUGACUCUGAGUGAUCCGGAGUCGCCAGGACAAUGGGAACAAGAGGAAGCACUAACGAGCGAAGCCGAAUGCGACGAAAAUAUCCUUGGAAGAGUAAUUUUUCAAAAGGCAAGGCAUUCUCGACGAAUUCGUCUGGCAGAGCUCCAUCAUCAUUUGAAGAAAACUGAAGUCAGCGAAUCGAGCCUCGUUAUAGAGCAAAAACGUUUUCCAUUGAUCUUGAAAGGAAAAGAUGACUACGUCACGAAGGAUCAAAUAACAACAGAAACUAGGCAAAUGAACAAUCCACUGCAAAGUUCAACAUACAGCCAGCAGGGUUCAAGUCGUAACGAGAACCAACACUCCUCUCCUACAUCUGAAAUUACGAGCGAAACAUCUAGUUUAGCUGACAAGAAAGUGACCACUUGUUCAUGUGAAUUAAACGCAAGCACAUUGGUUCCUGUCAGUGGGUCAGGGAGAUUCAUCAUUGAACAAGAUGAAAAAUCAAACAGCGCUCUCUUCAUCAACUUACAAGACCAGACAGAUAGAGAAAUUCAUAUUAAUUGUAGUAUGAAAGAUAAGAACUGUACAUCUAAAAGGAAACAUGAAGAUUUUGAAUCCUUAAGGAAUCCAACUAAUGAUUCUCAAGGCACUGAUACAACCGAAAAUAAUGAUCGCAUCGUAAGGUGUAUACCCGUCACGAAGAAAACUGACUCAAAGUGGGGGAAUGGGGCAAAGGCCAGAGGAAAAGACCACGAAGAAAUUUCUAAGAUUGCGCCAGCUAAAGAGAAAACUUUCUCUCCAGAUGUGAUAGGGGUUGAGUCAACUACUGAGCGUGCGGCAGAUACCUCAAACUUGCGAAUCUCCGCAACCGAAAAAGGAGAGAAUCAUGAAAAUCAUGUCGAAAGUAAAAUAGAUUUCGACAAAAAAGUUGACCGUAAGGAAGAUGAAAAGUGCAUCUCCACCAUGUGUUCUUCAAAAGAUUUUGACGAAGAUAGAAAGGCAACUCAAGGUCGCGUGAAUUUUGAAAACAGGAGCAGUCAAAUUGGAAUCAGGACAAUGAGGGGAAGCGAAUCUGGAUCACUUACUACAGACAAGCAUCAAGGCCCAGCGGACCACAGUGAGACAGAUAUAAACUCAAGCACCACAACCAAAAGCUUCGGAGGAGCAAGGCCAAAGAUUCUGCCAAAGGGUACUAGAAAGGACCGUUUUGUCAGAUUCGGGGCAAAUGAUUCAUCAUUAUGUUAUCGGAAAAACAAAACAAGUCGAACUGGACUAGACGCUGGUUUUAUAGCUCGUCAUGCCGAUGACAAAGACCGUCUCUCCUUUUUGCUGCCUGGCUACGAAAAUAAAGAUGCACUGAAAGUUCCUGGCAAUCACGUUUAUGACGGCCUUUGCACUUCAUCGAGCGUUUGUGGAAAGUGGCUUAACAGGGAAUACCUCCCAUCAGACAAAAGGUUUCUCCAUUGUAACUAUGACGCUGCAGAUUUGAGACCUUUCCCGGCAAAGGAUACCUUUGAGGACAGAGGUGGUGUUCAGAAUAUUUCAAGAUCACUUGUUAGUCACGAGGAAAACGUGCCAGACGAAAGGAAGGGCGGGAAAUUUUUACGUGCUGUAACAAAUGGAAAUUGUUCGUUGCUGAAAAGUCACAAAGAGGAAGGAUUGGAAAACCUGACACAAACAAAGCAGUUUGAAGAUUCCACUGAUUGUAGCAUUCUAGCAAUGUUCACUGGCUGUGGGUCACGUGACGCUCGCGAUGAUAUGGAAACAAUAGCUAAUGAAUACAGCCGAGAAAUGGAAACUAGUGAUUGUAUACCUGUGUAUCCAGAAACAGUGAGCAAGGAUUUGCCGCACACGGAGAAGUUAUCGACUCUUCUAGGAUCCUUUCAACAGACACUAACUAAAACCAUACGUCUUGUUGCCUCGACCAAUGCAAAUGUACACCGACCUGAUCGUGAGCUCCAAUCAGUCGAAAAGAUAGGGAUUCAGGAAGAAACAACAAGAAGUACAGAACGGGAGCCCGUGAUUGCUGCAGGCGUUGACGAGCCACGUCGCCGAAGAGAAUCUAUCCAAGCAACUAAUCCAACUCUACUAGCUGAGCCGAAACCGAUAGCUACGCCUGUCCAGGAGAGUCCGCGCGCUGUUUGCAGUCAUUAUCAGCGCCGAUGCUUGGUCAGUUUUCCUUGUUGCGGUAAGUUCUACCCAUGCCAUCGUUGUCAUAAUGAGUCAGACUGCAGUGAAGACCAAGCGAGGGCAAUCAAUGCCACACACAUAAGAUGCGCGAUCUGCUCUCACGAACAAGAGAUUGAUGAAACAAGCCAGAAGUGUGGUAGUUGUAAGGCGACUAUGUCUGAAUAUUUCUGCGUGACUUGUAAGCACUUUACUUCAGUUGACAAGAAUCCUUUUCACUGCGAGAAGUGCGGUAUUUGCAGAAUCCAUAGAGACAGAUCCUUCCACUGUGAUGUUUGUAACGUAUGCCUGGACAAACGCCUCGAGGGAAAGCAUAAGUGCAGACCUGAUUCGGGACACGAAGAAUGCUGUAUUUGUCUAGAGGACGCCUUCAGUGGUUGUCAAAUUCUCCCAUGCUCACACAAGGUUCACAAAGAUUGUGCUAUUGCAAUGAUUCAAAAUGGCGUACGCACAUGCCCAAUCUGCCGCCAUCCGUUGUUCGGUCAACUCCAAAACAAUUCCCAGUAACCGAGAACGAUUUUGACCGACAAUUGUGCAGCAGUGUAGCAGGUGAGAAGCCUCUUGAGCCGAAGCAAGUAAUGCGGGGACCCCAUUCUUGACAUUGAGCACUGGACAAGAUGAUUCUCCAGAUUCUGCAGUCUACGAAUAGUUUUGUCAAUUAAGACUGCGAAGCAAAAUCACCAAUGACCGAGAGAAAUGAAAUUGCCAUCGACAGAAUUUCGAAAACAUAAAGUUUAUUCGACAGAGGCUUUGACAGUCCAGGAACUUCUGUGGGGGAAAUAACUAGCCUGAAACGACUGGAUUCCACGUGGAGAUCGAGCCGCCAUCUUGGAUUUCGACUUCAUGGAAAAGGUUACUUUCGCUCUAGAAUGAAUUAUCAUCAUAACUCAACUGCUAUUUUUCAGUUGAUUUGACUAGUUAAAAGCGGAGAUGUAAGUACUAAUCCUGGUCCCACUGCUAUUCCAGUUGUAAUUGGUAAUCGACGUCCGACAAACUGUUAUCCUGCUAAUGCCACUCGUGUUUUACCGCGUUUGUAUGGCUUGGACAACUUGAGAAAUGUUCAACUACAAACUGAUUUUGUAUCUCGCAGUUAUAUUUCCUGCUGUGUUCAGCUUUGCCUGCUGAAUGUAAGAUCUGUUAAGAAUAAGGCGAUGAUAGUGAAAGACUAUGUUGUGGACAAUGAUAUUGAUAUUAUGGCUUUGGCAGAGACAUAGCUGCGACCUGGAAAUACCAAUGAUGUUGAAGUGGGAACUUUGUGUCCUACCGGCUAUAGGUUCCUACAUGUUCCAAGAUCUCAUUCCAGGGAGGACGAGUUGGUGUGUUAUUUAAAGAUAAUCUUAAUAUCAACUCCUCAAUGUGUGACACCUUUCAGUCAUUUGAAUUCAUGGAUGUCCGUCUCAGAAGCCUUCAGUGUAUUAGGAUCCUGGUUAUUUAUCGUCCACCCGACAACAACUCCUGUUUGCUUUUCUUUGAAAAGUUCUCUAGAUUACUAGAGAGAAUUGCUGCUGGUAUAAAGGCUAAUGCCCUUGCUUGGUUUGAUUCGUAUCUUAAAUCUCGCAAACAGUUUGUGCAAAUUCAAGAUUGUCAGUCAUCACAACGCUGUUUAGCACAUGGGGUGCCUCAAGGAUCUGUGUUAGGUCCCUUGCUGUAUUUAUUAUAUACAUCUCCGAUUGCUGAUAUUAUCAAUUUUCAUAGUCUACAGUACCAUUUGUAUGCUGAUGAUUCUCAACUUUACAUUUCUUUUAAAACUGACUGCUUUGCUGACCUCGCUCAAGUUAAGUCAUCAGUUGAGCUAUGUGUCAAAGAUAUCGACUGUUGGAUGACAAACAACAUGCAAAAGCUCAAUCAGGAGAAAACUGAACUAAUUGUAAUUAGUUCAAAAUUCCGCCCAAAGCCUUCCAUUUCAUAUGUGUCAGUUGGUGAUGAACAAAUACUCCCCAAAUCUUCAGCUAGGAAUCUCGGUGUCAUAUUUGACGAAUGCUUUAAUAUGGUGGAACAUGUAAAUAAGAUCUGCAAAACGUCUUACUACCACAUAAGGAACAUUUCUAAAAUUAGGAAGAAUCUCACUGAGGAAACUACGGAAAUUCUUGUUCAUGCAUUUGUCAGUUCAAAACUAGACAAUUGCAACUCUUUAUUGUAUGGCCUCCCUAAGCAUAUGAUAAGUAGUUUGCAGUCUGUUCAAAACACGGCUGCUCGUAUCGUCACUUUAACCAAGAAAUUUGAUCAUAUCACCCCUGUAUUGCUUCAACUGCAUUGGUUACCUGUCACUUUCGGAUUCUUUUGAAAGUUUUAUUGUUAGUUUAUAAGGCCCUAAAUGGUAAGGCACCAUUAUAUAUCACGGAAUUACUUAGUUAUCGUACAUGUUCACGUACGCUACGUACUCAAAAAUUUCUGGCUGUUCUGAAGUCAAGACUUAAAACAUACGGAGACAGGGCCUUUUCCGUUGCUGCACCUAAACUCUGGAACGAGCUGCCAUUAGAUCUUUGAAGUUUAGAUACAAUUAAUUUAUUCAAGAAACACUUAAAGACCGAUCUUUUUGAAAAAGCAUACAAUGUUUAACUUUUUGAUAAUUUGGAAUAGGAUUUACUGUUAGCGCUAUAUAAAUUAUGUUAAAAUUAAAUUAAAAUUAAACUAUGAACACUAUCAAUAUUUUACCAGCAAUAAGAUGGUGUAUUACCCGGCAUAAAAAAUAGACAAAUAGCCUCAAAAUAGACACAAAGUAUAGGUAAAACUUUAAUGAAAGGUGUGUGUGAAAUUUCGUUUUAAGAAGGAACAAAUUUUGUGCGCGCUUUUGUAUUCGCUAAAAUGUAUUUUAUCGGCAAGGUUACUCUCUAACCACGGAAAGUAUAAAACAGCAUGGUAAUAAGUA
This is a messenger RNA of Stylophora pistillata, 6905 nucleotides long. RefSeq lists its product as uncharacterized. Gene Ontology annotation, biological process: ubiquitin-dependent protein catabolic process; protein ubiquitination. Gene Ontology annotation, molecular function: protein binding; zinc ion binding; ubiquitin protein ligase activity. The record is from RefSeq and is a predicted model, not a curated record. NCBI's taxonomy places the organism in Eukaryota, Metazoa, Cnidaria, Anthozoa, Scleractinia, Pocilloporidae. Gene Ontology annotation, cellular component: nucleus.